UGUCAGAAUAAAAUGAGUUCCAUUUCAAUCUGGACAUGGCAUUCAAAUAAAACUAAGCCGAACCCAUGCAGAGUCCAUGUCCUUGUUAGAGUCCAAAACAAAUAUCAGAACGAAGGACUGGGGUGAUCAUGUGACCUCAGAAUUCAAAAACAAACAAACAUGUACAAAGCAUUGGUUAGUAACUAACCAUUUCAAAAACAAAAAGUAAAACGUGUUGUUCUGCCAUGGAAAUGUCCUGACCAAGACCAGACCACGAGGAUUAAAGGCAUGGUGGUUUACAAAUACGUGGCUUGCGGCCCUAAAAUGGCGUCUUGCCACUUUAGGGCCAUUGACUUAAACCUUUGUUUCUAAGGCAAAAAUACAAGUCUGGACUGACAGCAGACAAUUUUCUCAUUUCUGGGACGUACAGUAUACCAUGCGUAUACAUUUGGGAAUUAAAAACACAUUUGCGUGUGUGGUGGUGUUUUAUUUGUAUACAAAUUUGGUUAUGACAUAACUCAGCUCAAGUUAGACUUUUCUGAGUUGUAGUUUGACUCGGUCACAUGGUCAUGUGAUCCUUCUAUACAGUAUCUCCUGCCCACAACUCUGAGGACUCUUCUUCCCAUCUGUCCCUCCUUACUACUUCCCCAUAAUGUUUUUUUUGGGCCUGACUCAACCCCACACUCUACUCCUCAUGUCAUAUGAAUUUGGGAUCUCACGCCUUUUCAUGGAAAUCACAGGCUGGUGACGUGUUUUAUGUAUAUGUGACAAAUAUAGACACAGAUCAGGGUGAUUAUCGCAGUUUGGAGAUUAAACUAAAGGCAGGGGAGAGAUGACUUGGAUAUGGUGACCAGGGUAGUAGAAUUGUUUUAAGUCAAAAGUCAGGAAGAGCUCAGAGAAUACAUGGAUGUAGAAACAGAGGAGAUACAGGUUAAGAUGGUAAAACAGAAGAGGAGGCAAGAAACAGAGAAGCCAAAGGAGAAAGAAACAGAGAUGUAAUUAGUUUUUAAUCGGAUGGAUGGAUGGAUGGUUCCAAGGAUGGAAGAAUCCUUAAAUAUGUAGCAAAAACAUGUAAAAACAAAAUCAAAAAACCAAACGUGGCAGGCAGACUGUGGCUAAUAGGCUCUUACUUUACUCAAAAUGUCAUUACAAGUGCAACGCAGCAUGACGCGGUUCAUUAUACACCGCAGGAGUGCUUGUUUAAAUGGUUCCAACUUUGCCCCUGACCUGCAGAACAGAUAGUUGUCCUAACAGUUGGGCUGCGUAAGAAAUAAACAGAUUCCACUUUUUUCUUUUUUUCUUUUAAGAGUGAUUGAGGCGAAAAAUGAGUGAUUAAAUAAAUCGUUCUGUGACACCAUUUAUGUGUUGUAGUUCCCUGAGAAAACUAGUCAAUUUAUUGGUCCUACACCUGCGUUCGUCUUCUGACCCACAGAUACCCUCAAUAUUUAUUUAAGUUGUGGUUUGAUUGGUCAUCACAUCUGUAUCUCAUUUCCUUUUUUUAUUUCCACCUCUGUCCACAGAGAGUCAGUAAGGAUGGUAACCUGCUCUCUAAGACAUCGUCGGGGAUGCAGAGCGGCGGCGAGGAGGAGCAGGAUGAGGAGGCUCACACUCCUCUCCCUCCGCGCAUGGAGAUCAUCAAGGAUCCGUCAGCUCAGGACGAAAAGUCCUCGUCCUUGCUAACGUCUCUGCAGUCGUCCUCUGAGGUGCCCAGCGCCGCAGAGUUGGUUAGCGCCAUAGAAAAACUGGUUAAAACCAAGAUGACUCUGGAACCAGGAACGUACCCCAGUUUCCCAUCGCUCUCUCCCCCUGAACCGUCCACUCCUGUCCAACCGCGGAACCCAGAGCUGGAGCAGAGAGCCAAAGCCAUGAGAGGACGGGUGUUUGUUCUGAAUGAGCUGAUUCAGACGGAGAAGGACUAUGUCAAAGACCUGGGCCUGGUGGUGGAGGGCUUCAUGAAGAGGAUCGAGGAGAAGGGCGUUCCCGACGACAUGAAAGGAAAGGAUAAAAUCGUCUUUGGGAACAUUCACCAGAUCUACGACUGGCACAGGGAUUUCUUUGUAGGAGAACUGGAAAAGUGUGUGGACGACCACGAGCAUCUUCCUGAGCUCUUCAUCAAACACGAGAGACGACUCCACAUGUACGUGGUGUACUGUCAAAACAAACCAAAGUCCGAGUUCAUCGUUGCAGAAUAUGACACCUAUUUUGACGGAAUCCAGCAGGACAUUCAGUCCAGACUGUCUAUCAGUGACUUCCUCAUCAAACCCAUACAGAGAAUCACCAAAUACCAGCUGCUGCUCAAGGACUUCCUGAAGUUCAGCACCAAGGCAGGAAUGGACUGUGAACAAAUAGAGAAAGCAGUAGAUUUAAUGUCUCAGGUUCCCAAACUCUGCAACGACAUGAUGAACCUGGGUCGACUGCAGGGAUACGAGGGUAAACUGACCAAUCAGGGUAAACUGCUGCAGCAGGAAACCUUCUUCGUGACAGAACAGGACGCCGGCGUCCUGUCACGCUCCAAAGAGAGGCGAGUUUUCCUCUUUGAGCAGAUAGUCAUCUUCAGCGAGCUGCUCAGGAAAGGAUCGUCCACGCCCAGAUAUCAGUUCAAGAAGAGCAUCAAGGUCUGCUACCUGGGUCUGGAGGAGAGCGUGGACAACGACCCCUGUAAGUUUGUGUUGUCCUGCCGCGGCUCGUCUGAACGUUUGACCCUUCAGGCUGCCAACAUGGACAUCAAGCAGGUCUGGAUCCAGCACAUCCAGGAAGUGCUGGACGCUCAGAGCAAUUUUCUAUCAGCUCUUCAGUCUCCCAUUGAGUACCAGAAGGAGAAAGGAGGAAGCAGCGGCAGCUCGUCAUUGACCAGAAACCGCUCAUCGUCCAGGAACAGACCCGGUGUUUCCUCUCACAGCCGACCGUCCUCUGCCGUAGGCCUCGGGGACAAGGAUCUAGAAAGAGGGAGGAGUCAGAUGAAGCCGUCUACUUCAAAUGGUGGUUCUUCGUGUUUUGACCCCAGGGCCAGUGAUGGCGGCUGUAACGGCGUCUCUUCCACCAUGUUGGUCACCCAUGAUUAUUCGGCGCUGAAGGAGAACGAGAUUAACGUCAGCCAGGGGGAGACGGUCCAGAUCCUAGCCACCAACCAGCAGAACAUGCACCUGGUUUACCGUCCAGCCAACAGCCUAUCACCAGCCGCCGAGGGCUGGGUUCCAGGACACGUCCUGGGCCCUGCCAAAAAGUCCAUAAAAGACUCCGCCUCCACCUCCUCCUUCUCGGCCGCUGUGGCCGACGCCCACAACAUCAAGAAGUCUCUGUCCUGGAACACACUGCGUGCGAGGAAGCGCGCUGAGGCCAAAGAAGCCGCCUCCACGGCGGGGGUCAGGGUUCAGGAGAACGGUCUCCUCCGUAAGGCCAAAGAAUCCACAACCCCCGCCCCUCUUCCCUCCCCCGCCGCAGCGGCAAAGGGCAAAGACUUUCACACCUCAGACGAAUCAGACUGUGACGACGACCUUGAGCCGAACACAGGCAUGGAGCUUCUCAACCCGAACUUCAUCCAGGAAGUGGCUCCAGAAUUCCUGAUUCCCCUGUCAGACGUGGUGUGUGCGUUCGGAGAGACCGUCGUCCUCUGCUGCAAAGUGUGUGGACGACCCAAACCCUCGGUCACCCUGAAAGGCCCAGACCAGAAUCCAGUGACCAGCAACAGUCGCUUCACCAUAGACAUCAGGGACACUGGGGACAUCCUGUUGAAGAUCUGUAACCUGUUGCCCCAGGAUACAGGAAUCUACACCUGUGUGGCUGUAAAUGACCACGGAUCUGCCUCCUCCUCUGCCUCCAUCAAAGUUCAGGGUAUCCCAGCAGCCCCUGGGCGACCGGUGGCUCAGGAAGCCAGCAGCACGGCAGUGAUGGUCCAUUGGCCUCCUCCAGCGUCAUCUGCUCACUGUGCUGUCAGCAGUUACACUGUGGAGUACAGACAGGAAGACUCCUUGUUAUGGCAACAGGUGGCCAGCAGCAGGGAGGAGUGUGUCCAGAUUGACGCUCUGAUCCCGGGUGGUCAUUAUCAGUUCAGGGUGCGAGCUUCCAACCGCUGGGGGGUGGGACCGCCGUCUGAGGCCUCCAACAUGAUCACCCUGCCCAACAGCAACUCUGGGUUUGAUGGAACAGCCAUCCAGUGGAAGGAAAACUUUGAAUCAACUUUUUCCGAGAUCUGUGAGAUCGGCAGGGGUCGAUUUUCAGUGGUGAGGAAGUGUCUCAACAAGACCACCAAGAAGGAGGUUGCCGUGAAGUUUGUUAGUAAGAAAAUGCAGAAGAAGGAGCAGGUGGCUCACGAGGCGGACAUCCUUCAGAACGUGCACAAUCACCAGCUGGUGGCACUGUUGGAUACUUAUGAAUCCCCCAACUCUCUCAUGCUGGUCCUGGAGCUGCUGGAGGAUGGUCGAUUGCUUGAUUACCUUGUGGCCCAUGAUGAGCUGAUGGAGGAGAAGGUGGCCUUCUUUAUCAGGGAGACACUGGAGGCUCUGCAGCACCUUCACACCUCCAGGAUCGCACAUCUGGAUCUGAAGCCUGAGAACAUCAUGGUGGACCUUCGCUCUGCCACCCCAUGCAUCAAACUCAUCGACCUCGGGGAUGCUGUCCAACUGUCUGCCCAACGCCGUUACGUCCACCUCCUGCUGGGCAACCCGGAGUUUGCUGCGCCUGAGCUCAUCCGCGGAACACCAGUCUCCGUGGCGACCGACGUGUGGAGCGUGGGCGUGCUGGCCUACGUCGUGCUCAGCGGCGUUUCUCCAUUUCUGGACGAGUCGCCCGAGGAAACCUGCGUGAACAUCUGCCGCCUGGACUUCUGCUUUCCCGACGACUACUUCAAGGACGUGAGCGAAGCGGCGAAGGAUUUCGUUUCUUCGGUGCUGCAGCAGGAUCAAAGGAAAAGGCCCAGCGCCACUUCCUGUCUGCAGCACCCCUGGGUGGGCCGCGGGGGGCCCCACGGUGGGGAGUAUUCCAAGACUCCUCUGGACACAACAAGACUGGCUACGUUCAUUGACCGCAGAAGACAGCUGCACGACAUCAGGCCCAUCACUAAUAUCAAAGGGCUGGUGAGUAGCAGCAUCGGAAACACGGUGUGAAGAGAAGAGAACCAUAGAAACGUCAACGAUCCAUGACCACCAGUGCACCAGUGGAUAAAUAAUAAUGAUUUUUUUUAGAAUGUUAAUUAUUAUUGUAUAUUUUUUCCAAUAGGCCCCGAAAAUUCAAAAAACAAGUUUAACAUUCACAAGCAAAACCACUGUCUACAAAUAUGAAGGUCAUUAUUUGGCAGGAGAUACUUCCAGUACAGGCUGUUAUUGAAGGGAACAGAGAAUACAGUGAGUGUUUCACACGGGGUCACAAGCUGCUUCUGAAAUCAAGUUCUUUAAAAGUUCUUUUGCUUUUAGGAAAGGAAGAAAAUACUUUUUGAAAUCUUAAAUCAUUUUUAGCUUUUUACAAAACAGAUUCUUAAGAUUCUGCUGCCAUUUAGUGGCACCAACAUACGUAACUUACAGUUAAUUCCUUGUAAUGCAUGAAACACAAGGAUUGACACCAGUCCUUACCGUACGUUGUACCAGUGUUUGGUGGGCCGCAAUAGAAGACAAAGCGGGCUGUAUCUGGCCCACGAGCCCUAGUUUGCUCAGCUCUUUCCACAUAUCCUUUUUUUUUCUUCAACCUUAAUAUCCUUUUCAACAAUUCUCAUUGAUUCUGUCCAUCAGACCCAAUAAUUCGAAGCACUACUAACUACUUAAAGAUUAUAUAAAAUAUAGUGGUAUAAAUCUGAACCAAACGUCGGUGUGUAGUAUAAAUGGUUUAACACAGUGAUUUUAGUAUUUGUCCGUGCGACCUCUGCUGGUCAAGUGGGGUACUGUGGCUUGUAUGUGCCUAAAUCUGUCGGUUUCAAAAACAACCUUUAGAUUACUAUCAAAUUAUUAUAGUUUUGAUAUUUUGGGAGAGGGUGGGGUGGUGGGAGCACAUCGUAGCCGGAGGCAACUUCCCAGUUUGUCCAGUUAGACCAGGCCUGGGUAAACCCCCCACUUGCAGGCCACUAGGUGGAGCAAAACGAUGGAGUGUUCAUAUAAACGAAAACCUGAAGUUGAAAGUCAUAAAGGCUAAAAUGCUUUAAGCCUUUUUUACGCCAUCUAUUGGAAAAAUGCGGGUAUUGCAGGGAAAAGGCAGAAGUAUAAUGAUAAUAGAAGUUAAUAACAUAAUUUGGACAAGUUUGGCGGGGAUGAUUAAAAAGCCAAACGGGCCGCAUCUGGCCCCCGGGCCUUAGUUUGCCCAUGCCUGAGUUAGGCUGUCAAAGCAUCAUCAAACUAAUUAGGCAGUUACAGAAAAGGUGUGUUGUUUAUUUCCCUCCAGGAUACCUGUAUCUGUAGUGUUUUUUUUGUUUGUUUGUUUGUUUUUUCGUUUUAUUUUGGUCACUGGUGGAAUUCUCUUCACAGAAACAUUUCUUAAGAUUGUAAAAAUCAAACAGAACCAGGCCUGGGGAGGUGUUUGACAUGUCGAGUUUAUCGGACACGUUGCCGCAGAGGAUUCUGGGACAACUUCAGCUCCUGAAACUGAAGCUGUGAAAAACAAAUAUAUUGACACUUGGUCUACAGCUGGGAGAUAUCUGAUACUGUAUAUUUUUAAUUUAUUGAAUGCUUAUUUAUUACAGCCAGUUUUGAAGGUCAUCUUUUUUUUUUUUUUUUGACGCUACCUUUGGUGAUCUCCAUCUGUUCAUCCUGAAUGAGGACCCAACACUGAACUCUGCUGGACAGCAGUGGACCAGAGGGUGGAGCGUCCUCUGUCUACAUUUGAAAAUACAGAGGACAGAAGGAAAUGCAGCAGUUCAGACCAAACAGAAUGCAUUAACACAUUUCUUUGAAUCACUGUUUACAAAACUUUGCGUUGGUAGUUUACAGAUGAGUGAAGAAUCAGGGAAAAUCUGGGAUGGGAUAGACGUCUGUGUAUUCAUCAGAGACCUUUGACCUUUGAUGUCAAGGUAGUGAGUAGGACUCAAUCCCUGAAGUGUAAAUCUGUACAUGUGUCAACUGACAGGUCACCGUCUCUAGGGUCUGGCUUUCACCAGUUUUGGUUGAGGAAUUAGCUCCGAUGCCCGCUCACACAAAGAAGUCUGUUUGCCGUCCAGUUGUACUGAUGAAUGUAACUUCCUGUAGAAUGUGUCCCUGCCAUGUAAAGUGCUGUCCUCUCCUACGCCUAAUGCUUUGAUGACUGCUGUCCAGCCUGAUUGUUUUGUACAAAACACAGUAAAGGCUCAUCCAUCUUCA
Cynoglossus semilaevis (tongue sole) is the source of this 7253-nucleotide messenger RNA. RefSeq names its product kalirin-like. Gene Ontology annotation, cellular component: extrinsic component of membrane; cytoplasm; postsynaptic density. The record is from RefSeq and is a predicted model, not a curated record. Gene Ontology annotation, molecular function: guanyl-nucleotide exchange factor activity; protein kinase activity; ATP binding. The transcript is spliced from 26 exons. Gene Ontology annotation, biological process: axon guidance; protein phosphorylation; intracellular signal transduction. The coding region runs from base 1545 to 5081 and encodes 1178 amino acids. NCBI's taxonomy places the organism in Eukaryota, Metazoa, Chordata, Actinopteri, Pleuronectiformes, Cynoglossidae.